Molecule: messenger RNA, 1188 nt
Organism: Musa acuminata subsp. malaccensis (wild Malaysian banana)
Lineage: Eukaryota; Viridiplantae; Streptophyta; Magnoliopsida; Zingiberales; Musaceae
Source: RefSeq, a predicted model, not a curated record
UCGUUUAGGGUGGGUUAGGAUUUGGAUUGCUGAUGGAGUUGUUCGCCCGGGCGAAGGUGGUGCGGCUGCGGAGCCACCACGACAAGUUCCUGGUGGCGGAGGAGGAGGGGGAGCACGUCAGCCAGGAGCGCGACGGCAGCGCGCGCGGCGCUCGGUGGACGGUGGAGCGCGUGGACGGCGCCCCCCACGCGCUCCGUCUCCGCAGUUGCCACGGCCGCUACCUUACCGCCACCGACGAACACUUCCUCCUCGGCGUCACCGGCAAGAAGGUCCGCCUGACCCUGCCUCCCCGCCUCGACUCCUCCCUCGAGUGGGAGCCCCUCCGCGAGGGCGUCCAGGUCAAGCUCAAGACCCGCUACGGCAACUUCCUCCGCGGCAACGGCGGCCUCCCCCCCUGGCGCAACUCCGUCACCCACGACGUCCCCCACCGCUCCUCCACCCAGGACUGGAUUCUUUGGGACGUCCACGUCGUCGAGAUCCUGCCCGAUCCGCCACCGUCCUCCUCCUCGACCUCGCCGUCGUCGUCCCCCAGAUUGUCCAAUCUCGAGUCGUCCUCUUCUUUCUCCUCCCCACUGCAUAAGGUGGAAGGCCGCAGCAUCUACUACACUGUUGCAGAUGAUGAUGGAAAUGUGGAUGACAGUAUCGAGUGGCCUCAUUUGACCUUUAACGGGACGAGCGUGCCUGAGGUGACAGAGAAGCUGAAGGAGGAAACAGACCUCGAUGAUAUAAUUGUGUGUACGAAGAACCCAUUGAAUCAGCACCUGAUUCCUCUUCACCUGCACUUGCCACCAAACAACACCACAAUGCGGCUCGUGGUGGUAGAUGCCAAUUCAAAAGCGGCAAAGAAGUUCAACAUUUAAAGGAUGAAACAUGAACAGUGCUGAAGAUAAGCACACAUUCUGCAGGUUAAUCCCAUUGCCAUUCAUCAGUAGAAGCAUUCUGAAUCCAAUUUCCACUUGUUCUUGUUGAGCUGGAAUAGAUGGUGUUAUUGGUGGUCUGUCGAUAUCCUGAUGCAGAGCAACGUUGUGUAUACCUGGAUGAGGGGUGUUUCAGUUGUAUUUGUUGAAAAAGUGUGAAGAUAAAACCUCUCUUUUUUCUAACCUGUAGUCUUCUUCAACUUGGUGUAAACAUUCAAGAGAAUAUUUGUAUCCUUGCAGGAUUCUAAUAUGAUCUAAGAAUUUUCUUAGA